Sitophilus oryzae (rice weevil) is the source of this 1468-nucleotide messenger RNA. RefSeq names its product glycine-rich cell wall structural protein. NCBI's taxonomy places the organism in Eukaryota, Metazoa, Arthropoda, Insecta, Coleoptera, Curculionidae. The coding region runs from base 99 to 1037 and encodes 312 amino acids. The transcript is spliced from 8 exons. The record is from RefSeq and is a predicted model, not a curated record.
AUGCUCGUGGUUUGGUGCUUGAUUUCUGACAGAACAAAGCUCGUGUUAGACGGAUAACAAACAAAAAUAAAAAAAGAUAAUUUGCAUAUUAUAGUAAUAUGUUAAACCUACAGUGUAUUAGAAAAAAACUUCUGCUCUCAGCUCUAAUUGCGCUUGCCAGCGCACGUCCUGAAGCUGGUUACAGCUACAGCCCCCCUAGCACUUCGUACGGAACGCCAUCAGGAGGUGGUGGAGGUGGAUUCUCUAGUUCGGGAGGUGGAUACUCCGGUGGAGGUGGUGGAUUUGGCGGAGGCGGAGGCGGAGGUGGAGGAUUUGGUGGAGGUUUCGGAGGUGGCGCCGGAGGCGGAUUUGGCGGAGGCGCUGGAGGUGGAUUCGGCGGAGGAGCAGGAGGUGGAUUCGGAGGAGGCGCUGGAGGUGGUUUCGGAGGCGGCGGAGGUGGAGGCGGCGGAUUCGGAGGCGGAUUCGGAGCCGGUGGCGGCGGUGGUACCACCAUUCAGAAGCAUAUUUACGUUCACGUACCCCCACCAGAACCAGAAGACUUCAGACCACCCAAGACCAUUCCUGUAGCCCAGGCCCAGAAGCACUACAAAAUCAUCUUCAUUAAGGCACCAAGUGCACCAACACCAACUGCUCCAGUCAUCCCAGUGCAACCACAGAACGAAGAAAAGACCUUGGUCUACGUUUUGGUGAAGAGGCCAGAAGAAGCACCAGAAAUCAACAUCCCAACCCCAGCUCCCACUCAACCAAGCAAACCAGAAGUUUACUUCAUCAGAUACAAGACCCAGAAAACCGCCGUUGGUGGUGGUGGUGGAUUCGGAGGUGGCGCUGGAGGUGGAUUUGGAGGUGGAGCCGGUGGUGGAUUUGGCGGAGGAGCCGGAGGUGGCGGUGGAUUUGGAGGUGGCAUUGGCGGAGGUGACGGAAUUGGAGGAGGCCAUGGAGGUGGCAUUGGAGGUGGCAUCGGAGGAGGAAUUGGUGGAGGCAGUGGCGGCGGUGUAUCCUCCAGCUACGGCCCACCCGGAAAAUCCGGUGGCUAUUAAACCCCAUCAACGCAAACGUGACCUUGGGUGCGCGGUGUGGCGGGCGCCCCUGACUUAUCGGUCUCUUCACCCCCUCCCCACACAAAUCGUACGCAUCACUCAUCGUUCAUUAUGACCCGUAGGAGAUACAGGGACCCCAUGGGAGCGCCCCCGUACCCCCAACCCCCCAUUUUUUAGUCAAUAGUGAGCCUUUAAGUAUUUUUUCUCAUUUUUUUGCUUGAUUUUUUCCGGCGUGGAAAUUAUUCGGCAACCGCUACGCCACUGGAGCUUCAGCCACCCCACUUCGCGUUUUUAAGACUUCGAUUGGUCGCCGUAUGCCCGUAUUUUCCCUUUGCGAGGGAGGGAUCGGCUGGGGCAGUGGCGUAUCGUGGAUUUUGUACAUAUUAUUAUAAUUAUUCGUGCAGUGUGUAUUUUAUUGUGUAUAUUUUAUA